Messenger RNA from Porites lobata, 894 nucleotides. The record is from the annotation of a GenBank genome assembly. Lineage: Eukaryota; Metazoa; Cnidaria; Anthozoa; Scleractinia; Poritidae.
AUGUACCAGAAAUUUGCUCACAAAGGUGUCCGUUGCGACUCCACCCAUGGAACAAUCUUGGUCAUUGACGAAUUUGGCCAAGGCUUUCCUUCUGCUUGGUGUUUAUCCAGUCAUGAGGACUUUACAACAAUGACAAUCUUCUUUAAAGAGAUAAAGAAGACAUGUGGAGUUGUCAACGCAAAUCUGUUUAUGAGCGACAAGGCCCCACAAUUUUACAACGCCAUCAAACUUAUCCGCACGUGGCAUGUUGAUAAAGCAUGGAAAGAGGAACUGUGGAAAAAAUUGGAGACAUUUCUAUUGAAGCCGAAGUGUACAAAAUGCUUCGAAUCGUACUACAGCAACCGGAAGAAAACACGUUUAAGGACUGUUUGGAAGCUCUUCGUAACCGACUUAAGUCCACUGCAAAGUGUGAACAAUUCAACGAGUACUUCAACAAAGAAUGGGAACCCAAAAAAGAACAGUGGGCCUAUUGCUUCAGAAAAGGCCUUCAAUAUGUAUGUGGAGGCUUUUCACCGAGUUUUCAAGACAAUAUACCUCAAAGGAAAAAUAAACAAGCGCGUGGAUAACUGUCUGGUGGAUCUUCUUAAGUACGCUCGUGACAUGGGAUUUGAUCGGCUGAUAAAGAUGACAAAGGGCAAGUUGACAUACCGGAUCAACAUCAUCCACGAGCGGCACAAUCAGAGCAUGUCCAUGCCCACAGAUUCCGUGGAAAAGAUCGGGGACGGAAAAUGGAAAGUACUUUCCGAAAAUGGCAAGAUAUUUUAUAAGGUCAUGGAAGCCCCUACUGUGUGCCAGGAAAAGGAUGCUUGUCAAAUGUCAUGCCCUAAGUGUAGAGUCUGCGUCCACUCAUUCUCCUGCACCUGCCCAGAUUCACUUAUAAUGAGUACCAUAUGA